This is a messenger RNA of Prunus armeniaca (apricot), 465 nucleotides long. Lineage: Eukaryota; Viridiplantae; Streptophyta; Magnoliopsida; Rosales; Rosaceae. The record is from the annotation of a GenBank genome assembly.
AUGGAUUUUGUGUUCUGCCUUACCUACUGCCGUGCUCACAGGGCUCCUGUGUUUUGCCUUAUCUACUGCCGUACUCACAAGGCUUCUGCGUUUUGCCUUAUCUGCUGUCGUGCUCACAGAGUUUUUGUGUUCUGCCUUAUAUGCUGCCGUGCUCACAGGGUUUCUGUGUUCUGCCUUAUUUACCACCGUGCUCACAUGGUUACUGUGUUCUGCCUAUCUACUGUCGUGUUCACAGGGCUCCUGUGUUUUGCCUUAUCUACUGACGUGUUCACAGGGCUUCUGUGUUCUGCCUUAUCUGCUGUCUUGCUCACAAGGCUUCUGUGUUCUGCCUUAUCUGCUGCCGUGCUCACAAGGUUUUUGUGUUCUGCCUUAUUUACUACCGUGCUCACAGGGUUUCUGUGUUUUGCCUUACCUAUUGCCGUGCUCACAGGGUUUCUGUGUUCUGCUAUGCGCCCUAUUUUUUAG